Molecule: messenger RNA, 1376 nt
Organism: Fomitopsis serialis
Lineage: Eukaryota; Fungi; Basidiomycota; Agaricomycetes; Polyporales; Fomitopsidaceae
Product: signal peptide peptidase-domain-containing protein
Exons: 7
Coding region: 35-1261 (408 amino acids)
Biological process (GO): membrane protein proteolysis
Cellular component (GO): lumenal side of endoplasmic reticulum membrane; cytoplasmic side of endoplasmic reticulum membrane; membrane
Molecular function (GO): aspartic endopeptidase activity, intramembrane cleaving
Source: RefSeq, a predicted model, not a curated record
CUGCCACAAACGCACUGAUUCCUGCCCUCUUACCAUGUCCGCCGAGACGGAUUGGGACCUCAUAUCCUCAUAUGCAGGACUCUUAAGUCUAGCGACACUGUCUAUUUACGCUGGUUCGCUCGGAUCUGUGACAUUGCGAAAACAUCCGCAAGAAAAGGGAGCAACAGCCGUAGACUCGGAGGAAGACGAGGAAGAGAUACCCGAUCGUCUGACGUCGCAGGAUGCAUACUUGUUUCCCGUUAUCGGGUCGGUGGUACUCUUUGGUCUAUAUCUCGUGGUGAAAUAUUUUGGGAAGGAGUGGAUAAACUGGCUGCUUCAAUGGUAUUUCACAUUUGCGGGCAUUGGCAGUGUGGGCAAGUCACUUGUUUCGCUGGCAAGAUGGACAAUAGGGAAAGGAAGAUGGCGAAAACUCGAGCGAAUACAAUUCCUUUGUCUCAAGGGCAGGCGAGAGCUCGUCUCGUUCUCGCUGCGUGCCCCGUCGUUUAUUCUUAUCCCUCUCGGUGCACUCCCAUCUAUUAUGUAUAACUUCGGCCCGGGUACGACUCGCAGGUCCGGCCUGCUGACGGACAUCCUGGCCCUCUCGUUUGCGCAUAACGCGAUUUCGCUCAUGAAGAUAGACUCCUUUCAGACGGGAUGCGUGCUCCUAUCUGGAUUAUUCCUGUACGAUAUAUGGUGGGUGUUUGGGACUGAUGUGAUGGUCGCGGUGGCAACCACACUCGACGUUCCGAUCAAGAUUCUCUGGCCCAAGUCUCUCAAUUUCUCCACUGAGCGGGGUUUUACCAUGCUCGGUCUAGGCGACAUCGUUGUACCCGGGAUGUUUAUCGCUCUAGCUCUGCGCUACGACUAUCACAGAUCAGAGACGGCAGUUCAUGGCUCGUCGUUCAGCAAACCGUACUUCUACGCUGGUCUAUUGGCGUACGUCGCCGGCCUCAUGACGACUAUGGGAGUCAUGCAUUUCUUUGGACAUGCACAACCGGCUUUGCUGUACCUAAGCCCUGCAUGCAUGAUCUCUUUCUUCGUAACUGCACUCGCUCAGGGCGACUUCACGCAUGCAUGGGCAUGGUCUGACGAAGCGGAGAAACCGAAGACUGACGAAGGCAAGACAGAAACCCCCGCGAGUGGUGUCGAUCCAAGGCCCACUGAAGCGGCGGCGGAUGACACAAAUGCUCCAGUCGAUGGAGGUCAAGACAAGACAGGUCAUGAUUCGGACGAACGUCGAAGGCACGAAAAUGUCGAAGACGGACAGAGGCUAGCGCAUUGACAGAGUGUAAGACGGUCUUGGCAAUGCACUCAUAGACACUAUCUUCCCGACUGUAACAUAUUUAUCGUAAGUUAGUGAACGAUUGCAGAAGCGUCGAGCGAGCCCUUGGCGGGAG